AUGGCUCCUUCUACCCUUCUUCUAAACCAUCUGAUUCCUCGAGACAGCAUUGAACUCGGGCGUCUCAUCGUCGAUCCCCAGUAUCCCGCCCAAGAUUAUUUCCAACCGUCCCCUACAGUAGGCUUCGAAACUUCGUCCAACGCCACCGUCCAGCAGAUCGAAGACUUCGAGGCAGUCCUAAGCCGCACCAAUAAUGCCAGAAUCCAGGCGAAAAUCCUCAGUCUCGUUACUCUCGGCCCCAUCUCGCACAGUCGGACCUCCUCGACAACGGUCAAGGCUCGAACGUGUGUGACACGGUUGCUGGAAAACCCACGGGACUUUCUGCGGGAUUUAUGUCGCGACGAGGUGGCCCGAACCUGGCUGGAAUCGGAGUUUCAGAGGCAGCCCCGGACGCUCAUGUCGGGCGGAUGGCGCGGCAGAAGCGUCUACCUGGUGUGCGGUUUUAAAUCACUCACGGAUGCCCGGGUCAGCCAAACGCGAGGCGUGGAGAACGGGACAGACAUCGCGGCCGCUGCUCCGCUUCCCAUCUCUCCCGUACCGGGGGUCGGUCUGGAUAUCGAGGCCGGCGUGGGAUUCACCAAGGCGAGCAGUGCCAGCUCCGAGUUCACGACCUCUGGGGAACACGUGUACGCGGUGCAAUAUAGAAAGUUACGCUUUUCGGCCUUCUCCAGCCGCAACGUCGACAACACAUUCCUAGAAAGCAAGAACAGGUGGAAAGUUUUGAUCGAUGUCAGAGGAGGCGGCAAUGAAACAGCGGUGGAAGACGGACUCGAAGUGGACGUCGACGAACCGCUCGGAGAGAGGGAUAUGAGAGGCCCGUACGUCAGACUCGAUGCAGACCAAGACGAGGUUUUCUACUGGGAGGAUGACGAAGCAGAAGAUGAUAUUGAGACAUACUAG
Colletotrichum karsti is the source of this 900-nucleotide messenger RNA. RefSeq lists its product as uncharacterized. The coding region runs from base 1 to 900 and encodes 299 amino acids. The record is from RefSeq and is a predicted model, not a curated record. The transcript has a single exon. NCBI's taxonomy places the organism in Eukaryota, Fungi, Ascomycota, Sordariomycetes, Glomerellales, Glomerellaceae.